Messenger RNA from Penicillium samsonianum, 1239 nucleotides. RefSeq lists its product as uncharacterized. The transcript has 5 exons. The record is from RefSeq and is a predicted model, not a curated record. The coding region runs from base 151 to 1239 and encodes 362 amino acids. NCBI's taxonomy places the organism in Eukaryota, Fungi, Ascomycota, Eurotiomycetes, Eurotiales, Aspergillaceae.
UCUGAUUCCUUUUCUGAGGAUGUGAAAUUAUAAAUUUAUCCCUGUCCUUUCUCUCGUCAUGCCAUAGCCAACCUGUGCUACGCGAGAUAAUAUGUUUCUCUUUCUCAACAGACACGGGAAGAGUGCGAGGGCCCCAUUUGAUAUGCAACUAUGCCGCAAAAACACCUCUUAGCCUACCUACACAUCCUGCAAGCUGAUGACUUGCAUGAAGGCCAAAUGGAAGAAACUAUGGUGCCAAGCAUUAUAAUCUGCAACACGAUUAUGCUAGUGCUGGCCUCAACUGGGGUUUUUGUCAAGCUUCUAAUGCUGGGCCAUGCUCGAAAUAUUGGCACCGAUAGUGCAGUGACUAGAUAUGGAUACGGCAAACACAUCGGAGCAGUUGAAGCAGACAUACCUGCGAUGUCUAUGUUUUUGAAGCUUGUCGUCGUGACUGCUAUUUCCUAUCUCAUUGCGAUUACUGCAAUCCAGAUUUCAUUCUGCUUACUAUAUAAACGAUUGUUUGCAGUAACCCAUGUCGGCUGGGCUUACUGGCUUCUUAUAACCGUUGUGGUAUUGCAGUUUAUCGAAGAACUGUUCGUAUAUGUUUUUCAGUGCUCGCCAGUUCGAAAGCUUGUGGACGCCACUGGUUUAGUCCAAGGGAGGUGUUUGGAUCUUUACGUCUUCUACCUUAUUUCUUUCUCCACGAGGCUGGUUACAAAUAUUGCUAUCUUUACACUGCCAAUCCCCAAAUUACUGAAACUUCAGAUGAAGCGUGGAGCAAAGGUGGGCGUUGUCUUAUAUUUUGGACUUGGGUUAUUAGUUUGUGCUACCAGCAUCAUCCGAGCCACUUACUUGAAACACUUCCAAGAUGACUACACAUGGGAUCUCGUACCUGCAUUAAAUUGGUCAGCUGUGGAGGUCUGCACUGCGAUAUUCAUAGCUUGUAUCCCUUCAUUCAAGGUUCUGGUUACCGUGUUUUUCCCUUUACUGCGAAAGUACAUGGGAUUCUCAAGUGGUAGCACGCCUCAUCAACACAAUGAGGAGAACUCUGGCAACUCUCCUGCUGAUUAUUUCAAUUUACCUGCUACCCAGAGAGGCCAAGGCACGCCUGACUGUUUUCCAUUACCCUCCCCGGUUGUAGAAUAUCACGAACCCCCAAAUUUGAUUAUGUCCGGUGCGAUAUCCAGUGUGCCUGAAGGUCGUGCCUGGCGCCAGGAUCCGCGCUUAAGUUGCAAUAUCGGUGGCAGUGUACAAAAAUAA